Messenger RNA from Bombina bombina (fire-bellied toad), 3083 nucleotides. It is a transcript of the gene SLC30A8, whose product is annotated as solute carrier family 30 member 8. Gene Ontology annotation, cellular component: plasma membrane. Gene Ontology annotation, biological process: response to glucose; response to zinc ion; zinc ion transmembrane transport. Gene Ontology annotation, molecular function: zinc ion transmembrane transporter activity. The transcript is spliced from 8 exons. The record is from RefSeq and is a predicted model, not a curated record. NCBI's taxonomy places the organism in Eukaryota, Metazoa, Chordata, Amphibia, Anura, Bombinatoridae. Bases 1 to 1116 code for a protein of 371 amino acids.
AUGCAUUCCAAACAAGUCGCCAUUAAAUGCCAACCAGAAGUAUUACAUCACUUCUGCUUGGAGCAGAACAAUUUCAAGAAAGAGAAGCUUCAAGAAGAAGAUAUUUCUCAAUCAAAUGGAUCAUACCAUUGCCACAAUAACAACAGCAGAGCGUUUGAUGCUCGGCAAAAAGAACAGAAGCAGGCCAAAAGAAAACUUUUCAUGGCAGCAGCGAUUUGCUUCACCUUUAUUAUUGCUGAAAUUGCAGGAGGCUAUCUUGCUGGAAGCCUUGCUGUUGUAACAGAUGCUGCUCAUCUUCUGGUGGAUUUGUCCAGUUUUUUUAUCAGUAUUGGUUCACUCUGGUUAUCAACAAAGCCUGCAACUAAAAGACUAAACUUCGGAUGGUAUAGAGCAGAAAUUGUUGGUGCCUUAUUGUCCAUGGUUACUAUCUGGGUGGUCACUGGAAUUUUAGUGUACCUCGCUUGUGAGAGGAUAAUGCAUCAAGAUUACAACAUUGAUGGAACUGUAAUGCUCAUUACGUCUGUCUGUGCGUUAUUUGCCAAUUUAAUCUUGGCUUUUAUUUUGCACCAAACAGGACAUGAACACAGUCACAUAGGAGGACAUCAUGAACAUAUUUCCUCUGGUUACAAGCCGCAAACCAACGCAAGCAUACGUGCUGCUUUUAUACACGUCAUUGGGGAUAUCUUUCAGAGCAUUAGUGUACUUAUAAGUGCAUUAAUAAUAUAUUUUAAGCCAGAGUACAAGAUAGCCGAUCCAAUCUGCACUUUUAUAUUUUCCAUUUUUGUAUUAGCCACGACUGUUACCAUAUUACGAGAUGUUCUAAUUGUCUUAAUGGAAGGCACUCCUGGGGUGAUUGAUUACAGUGCUGUGAAAGAGAAUAUUCUAGCAGUGGAUGGGGUUAAAUCAGUUCACAGCCUUCAUCUGUGGGCUUUGACAAUGAAUCAAGUAAUCCUUUCAACUCAUGUAGCCACAGAUAGCACGGCUGACUCCAAGAAAAUGUUAAAGGAGGUUACCCAGAGUUUAUUUGAUAAUUUUCCCUUCCAUUCUGUCACCAUUCAAGUUGAGCCAAUAGAAGAACAGAUGCCUGAAUGUAUAUUCUGCCGUGAACCGAGAUGAAUGAAGUAUUUUACAUCACACAUCUGCAUAUUAAAUGUAUUAUAGUAGUUUUGUUUACCAAAAGCGAUUUGUCAGUAUUUCUAGAAAGUUGUUGAGCUUUUUGCAAGGAGAGUGUAAACCAUAGUAGUUUAAAUUCUGGGAUCACUGAUGGAUUUCCAGAAAUUUAAAGGGACAUGAAACCAUUUUUUUUUUCAUGACUCAGAUAGAACAUGCACUUUUAAACCACUUACUAAUUUGCUUAUAUUAUCACAUUUUUUUUUUGGUUCACUUUCUAUCCCUUGUGGAAAUGCAGGGAUAUACCCUUAGGAGCAUGCUGAUGUCUGAAUAAUUAUAUGACAGCAGUUUUUCAAGAAUGUUAUCCAAAUGCAAGAGCACUAAAUGGCAGCACUAUGUCCUGUCAUGUAGUGCUCCAGUCAUCUACCUAGGUAUCUCUUCAACAAAGAAUAAAGUGGGAACAGUACAGAUUUGAUAAUAGAAGAAAAUCAGAAACUUUUUAAAUGAUAUGCCCUGUCUGAGUCACAAAAGAAAAUUGUUGGGUUUCAUAAACUAACCAUAAUUAAACUAACCAACAUAAAAAGCAUUAUAUUUGAUUUUACUUACUAGUGAAGGGGAAACACUCAUCUUGAACAAAUGCUCAGAUCUGCAAAAGUCCUUCAAACCGCAACAUUGUUCUUCAGCUUAAAGGGCCAUAAUACCCAAAUGUUUAAACACUUGAAAGUGAUGCAUAGCUGUAAAAAGCUGUCUAGAAAAUAUCUCCUGGACAUCUCUAUGUAAAAAAGAAAGAUAUUUUUACCUCAAAAGUUCCUCAGUAGCCACCUCCCAUUGUAAAGGAUUUCUAAGCAGCAUUUUAGUGUGUCUGUCCUGGGACAGCUUAGGGGAUGAGCCUCGUGAACUCUCAUAUUAUUUCACCAAUCAGGUAAAGGAAGCUUACUAUGAAAUCUCAUGAGAGUUAAGUCAAAUCUCAUGAGAUCGCAGUAAGAGUUCAUGACCUCAGCACUGCUGAUGCUGAUUGGCUGCUGUUCAUUUCUUCAUUUUUUUUUUAAUUUUUACCUGCAGCUGGGAACAGCUGAGUAUAACUUUUUACACAGAACUUACUCUGCUGAGCUGAGGAAAUUGUGAGGUAAAAUAUCUUCCUUUUUUACAUAGAGAUGCUCAGGUGAUAUUUUCCUGUCAGCUUUUUACUGUUAUGCUGCAUCAGUUUCAAGUGAUUUAGCAAAUGAGUUUUAUGUCCCUUUAAAGGGACAUGAAACCCAAAGUUUUUAUUUCAUGGUUUAGGUAGAAAAUACGAUUUUAAACAUCUUUCCAGUUUACUUCUAUUAUCAAAUUUGUUUAAUUGACUUGGUAUCAUUUGUUGAAGAAGCAGCAAUGCACUACUGGUUUCUAAUUGAACACAUGGGUGAGCCAAUGUCAAUCGGUGUGUAUAUAUAUAUAUAUAUAUAUAUAUAUAUAUAUAUGCAGCCACCAAUCAGCAGCUAGAACCUAGGUUCUCUGCUGCUCCUGCGCUUCCCUAGAUAAACUGUUCAGCAAAGGAUAACAAGUGAUUGAAGCAAAUCAAAUAAUUGAACUAAAUUGGAAAAUUGUUUAACAUUGUAUGUUCUACCUAAAUCAUGAAUGUCUAAUUAUGACUUUAUUGUCUAUUUAAGUUGUUCAAAAAUCAAUCUUCCAUGGAACCACCUUAAAAUAUAUAGUAGAUCAUGAUUUUCUGUUGUGGUAUAGAGAGGCCCCAUCAGUCAUAUUGGGCCUAAUAGAAAGUAUUAUGUAGUUGAGAUAAUGUAUCCAUUUUAUCUGAAAAGUAAAUAUUUGAUAUCUUCACUGAACAGAUUCAGGGGUCUAUAGAAAGACAAUUACGUGAGUCUUAUUUGCUGUUGACUUUAUAUUUGAUCUUGAUAUUUGAAAAUGUAUUUGUUAACUAAUCUUUGUUUGUCAAGACUGUAUUUAAAUGGACAUUAAACUCUAAAUAAAUGCUA